UUUCCAGGUGACGCUCAGCGCAAAAGACGCCGCAGAACUGCUUUUACAGACCAGCAACUUGAUCGUUUAGAGCAGUCGUUUGAACAAGAAAGAUUCCCAGGAAUCCAGAUUAGGGAAGAGCUUGCGCAGGAGCUUAACAUCGGAGAAGACAGAAUCCAGGUAAGAUGUUUGUUCACAAAUACAUGAAUUUCAACUGAGUAAAUACACACAACCGUUACUGGUCGUUUCGAUACAAGUUUAUUCAGUCGAGGUGUAAACAGUUUCACGUCCUUGGCUUAAGAAACGAAGGAUAUUUAUCCAAAACGUGGUUGGUGUUCACGCGAAAACUAUACUUGAAGAGAACAAAAUUAUUGUGCGAUUUCACUGCUUGAGUUGGUAUCAAAACGACCGAAUGAGAAUGCUUAUUGAUACAAGAAAGUGUUGGUAGGGAUUUCAAGAUGUCAUUUCUCAUUCCUUUACUUUACAAAAAUCUCCGUUGAUUAUUAUUCUCUUAUAAACAUGCAACUAACAAAGAAAAUCGUCACACAUACCAGUUUGGGAUUAGCUAUAAUAAUUGAAUUAGACUUUUUAAAUAAAAUGUUAGAGUGUAACCAUUCAAAUGGAAUUAACCAAUUGGUUUGAUUUUUCGCCCUUCGGGAAGUCAAGAGUUCAACUUUUUGUCUAACUAUCAGUGCAUUUUCAUUUUUUUUAGCAGAAGUUAAGUGUUUAUUUUUGGUUAAUGACUUAGUUGGGUACUGCUUUUCCUGACGUUUUAUUUUCACCUUUAGGUCUGGUUCCAGAAUCGCCGUUCAAGAUGGCGCAAAAGCUUAAAAAAUAAACCUGCCAAGGACCUUAGAAGUGAAGUCAGUAUCCCACACAUGUUCCAGCCGUCGCUUGCCACUUUCCAGCCGUCCCUGCAGCCGGCACCCUUCAGAUCACGUGAGCCAUUUUUCCCGCCAUUUACCAGCAGCCCUUCCUUCCUAUCCUUCUAUGACAAUAUGGCGCCCGUCGCUUCACAAGGUUCACAAACUGUCAGCGUAUUACUUGGUCCGCGUGUAUCAGCGUCAGUGAGCCCGCCGUUCAGUUGCAGUGCUUCCCCCUCGUUCAGCUACGAAGAACAGUUCCAGGCACCCUGCGUUAAAUCUCGCUACUCGGCCGACGACUUUUUAGCGGCAGUUACUUUAGCCAGUGGCUUUCAGCGCGAGAAUUAGUUGAACGCAUUUUCUAGCCUUAGCAUCGGAUGUAUUUUUAACGUAUCUGAUUUUUGUAUUUCAUUUUAAGGAAUAAGAUUUCAAUGUACUUGUAAAUCAUUCAAGAAUUCGAAGGUCCAUUGCUGAUCAUUCACUAGCACGAUACAAAAAGGAUGAAGAUUAAUGGUGUUCAAAGGAUGUUAAAUAGUUUCAAAAUUUUUAUGAGGCUCAUGUACACAAUAAAGAAUUGACAAUUUUUUUUCAGUAGUGAGUGAGUCCCGCUUUUAGAGUCUUCAACCGAUCGAGACCAUCAUUUCGCCGAGACAAGAGUUAAUUUUAAUUAACUUUUAACACCGUCAUCAAUAUUCCACACUUGAGCGGAGCGCUUCUAACAGAACACAGGAGGUGGAAUUGAGUAAAAUUCAAGACAUUUCAUCUUUUUGAUAUUUGAUGCUAACCAUUAUGGGGAGGGGGUGGGGUGGGUGGGUCGUCCGUAGUUUUUUCGCAUAUUUGAAUGCGGCUGCUGGGACUCACAUCGCAGUAUUUCACAUGAAAACAAGAACGGGAUUCGGGUAUCGAUGAUUAGCGCGGGAUACGGGCUUCAGCGAUUUUAUAUAUGAAUUCAAGUAAUGCUUUAAAAUAGGAAAAUUUUGCAUGAGCAAAAAUGCAAAGGUUAGCCCAUGUAUAACAGACAUCCCCUCACUGUACACAGGCUAUGCAAAAGUCUGAUGGAACUUUGAAUGCACUCGACCAGGAGCCACCCAAAAAGAGAGGCGCGAUCGCAUUGAAACCCGAAUUACACGUCAUCGCAGCCAAUUCGUCAAUGAUUGAAGUUUUCCAACUUCACAGUGAUUUUUGCACCUUAUCGAAUCAUUGCGCCCGCUGCUGAUGCGCCCUGUAUUUUGAGAACUUUAUAAAAGGCAUUAGUCAUCAACGGCCUUCACCAAUUUACCUCCAGAUAAACAAGUGCAAAGGAUAAGACGCACAGUAAAGAAAAAAAGUCAAAUUCACUUCCAAGGUUUCUUGAUUAAAUUACUCUGCCACUUAUGAGCUACACAAUUUUAAUUCAACCUUACCAUACAACACUUAACAAGCUGCAGUCACACAAACGAUUCGAGAAGCGAUGUAUAUUAAUCAAGCGAUAACGCGUUAAUUUUGUCAAGUUUUGUUUUCCCACUCACUGCAAAAUAAGAUGCCGGCUUCACCAAUGGCUUUUAAAAAGAUUAAACAACAAUGAAUGAGACCACAACUAAAACGCGCAAGAAUCAAACUCCGACGCACAAGAUUCAACAGUGUGCGCACGAGUAUCAAAUUAAGCGCACAAAAGUUAACGAGAGCGCGCAAGCAUAAACGGACACGAAAGCUAACAACGACGCGCAAAUGGUCGAUGAAAUGAGACCGCAUAACAAUUCGAGUCGCCAAGAGCGGGCUAAUUUCAAGAAAAAGAUCCAAAAAUUUUUCGGACUUCCAGAGGCGCACACCCGGAGAUAACUUUUAAACACAAUAAAAGUUAGCUCCAUCCAUAUCACUUAUAUAAGCGUGACCUGUAAAGUGGCACGCGUCGUAACGGUUGAAAACAUGUACUCCUCAGAUUUUAUUAUAAAAUUUCUUUACUUAACGGAUCGACAGUGAAAAUAAGCAUUAAGUCAAUGAGGCGGAGAUUCACCUAAUUUAUUCCAAAAGCUUUGAUUUCAUCAAAUUGUUUCACAAGUACUUGACAUCUUAUUUUAACAAUGGAGACAAAAGCUAAGCCUCACAAGUGAUCAAACAAUAGAGGUGCGAAGUAACUUACUAAUAAAGACGCUAAAAUGUUUAUUGUUAAACUGGUUUAUUCUGCCACCCACGAAUCAUCAUCAAGCGUCACGGAACCAGGUAUAUAAAGAAGUCAAUAUUUCAAACGAUCAUUCAUCCUUUCAGUUUGACUUGUAAACAACACUUGUCGUUCAAAGAUUCACCUAAGCACAGUGCGAAAUUUUACGAACACCGAUGGCUUCAAGAGCGAACUUGAAAAGACCAGCUCCAGAGGAAGAACGUAAGUUAUAGAAUCUCAUUUUCUAAAUUCAUAUCUUCGGAAUUUAAUUGGCAGUUCUUCUUGGUCAACGUAGAGACGACAAACGGGUUUAAUCAACUUUAAGUGAAAAGCGUGCAAAACUCGCGCGCAUCAUAGUAAUAUUGUGAAACUUCAUAUUCUUGAAAAACGUUUUGAAAAUUUUCAUGAUAUAAAAUCAGCUCUUAAAGUUUCAUCUACACUUUAUGUUCUGAUAAAAUAUUACGCAUCAUAAUCAAACAUAAGACGAAAGACAUUACAGAGAUCAAUCGAAUCAAGUCAAAAUCAAUUUAUCCACGAAAAUUCAGUCUCCGUUAAGCUUAAGCACUCCGUUGAAGAAUUGUAAAUUCCACACUUUGCGAGACAUUCUAAUGACGUUUAUAUUCCGAGACUUCCUUGACAUUUAACUACACCAGCUUUUAAAAGGAGCUAGUUAUCACAACUAAACACGACUUUCUUGUUAAUUUCCAGGUGACGCUCAGCGCAAAAGACGCCGCAGAAUUGCUUUUACAGACCAGCAACUUGAUCGUUUAGAGCAGUCGUUUGAACAAGAAAGAUUCCCAGGAAUCCAGAUUAGGGAAGAACUUGCGCAGGAGCUUAACAUCGGAGAAGACAGAAUCCAGGUAAGAUGUUUGUACACAAAUAUAUGAAUUUCAUCUGAGUAAAUACACAAACGUUACUGGUCGUUUCGAUACAAGUUUAUUCAGUCGAGGUGUAAACAGUUUCAGGUCCUUGGCUUGAAGAACGAAGAAUAUUUAUCCAAAAUGUGUUUGGUGUUCACGCGAAAGCUAUACUUGAAGAGAACAAAAUUUUUAUGCGAUUUCACUGCUUGAGUUCGUACCGAAACGACCGAAUGAGAAUGCCUAUUGAUAAAAGAAAGCGUUGGUAGGGUUUUCAAGAUGUCAUUUCUCAAUUCCUUUACUUUACAAAAAUCUCCGUUGAUUAUUAUUCUCUUAUAACCAUGUAACUAACAAAGAAAAUCGUCACAUUUACCAGUCUGGGAUAAGCUAUAAUAAUUGAAUUGAACUUUUUAUAUAAAAUGUUGAAUGUUGAAUGUGACCAUUCAAAUGGAAUUAACCACUUGGUUUGAUUUUUCGCCCUUUGGAACGUCAAGUGUUGAACUAACUAUCAGUGCAUUUUAAUUUUUUUUUUGCAGAAGUUAAGUGUUUAUUUUUGGUUAAGUGACUUAGUUGGGUACUGCUUUUCCUGACGUUUUAUUUUCACUUUUAGGUCUGGUUCCAGAAUCGCCGUUCAAGAUGGCGCAAAAGCUUAAAAAAUAAACCUGCCAAGGACCUUAGAAGUGAAGUCAGUAUCCCACACAUGUUCCAGCCGUCGCUUGCCACUUUCCAGCCGUCCCUACAGCCGGCACCCUUCAGAUCACGUGAGCCAUUUUUCCCGCCAUUUACCAGCAGCCCUUCCUUCCUAUCCUUCUAUGACAAUAUGGCGCCCGUCGCUUCACAAGGUUCACAAACUGUCAGCGUAUUACUUGGUCCGCGUGUAUCAGCUUCAGUGAGCCCGCCGUUCAGUUGCAGUGCUUCCCCCUCGUUCAGCUACGAAGAACAGUUCCAGGCACCCUGCGUUAAAUCUCGCUACUCGGCCGACGACUUUUUAGCGGCAGUUACUUUAGCCAGUGGCUUUCAGCGCGAAAAUUAG
Molecule: messenger RNA, 4869 nt
Organism: Porites lobata
Lineage: Eukaryota; Metazoa; Cnidaria; Anthozoa; Scleractinia; Poritidae
Source: the annotation of a GenBank genome assembly